Salvia miltiorrhiza (redroot sage) is the source of this 3319-nucleotide messenger RNA. RefSeq names its product B3 domain-containing transcription repressor VAL2-like. Gene Ontology annotation, molecular function: zinc ion binding; DNA binding. Bases 520 to 3066 code for a protein of 848 amino acids. NCBI's taxonomy places the organism in Eukaryota, Viridiplantae, Streptophyta, Magnoliopsida, Lamiales, Lamiaceae. The transcript has 15 exons. The record is from RefSeq and is a predicted model, not a curated record.
AAUCUUGAAGCCCAGGAAACACAUUAAACCCCAAAAUGUGAACUCCCCAAGGGAAAAAUGAUUUUGGGGCUAAAUUUUACUUAGUAUUGAUGAGCUGUAGGUGGUCUUCAAAUGUCGUGCAUGCAUAUCGUUGCACCCAUUUCUCUCUGCAUGCCUACACGCUUUUUUCUCUCUCCUCCCCGCUCCCUUUCUCUCUCUAAACCUAUACAUACACGUCCAUGACUCUAUUAUCACAUCGUCUUUUUGGUUUUACUAUAUUCAACUUGAUUUAUAUCUGGCAUUAGCCGAAUCGGCCACCGACCGCCGCCGUUGUUUAUUUCAAACUUGGGUUUUCGUUUUCUGCUGUUUUAUUUUUUUUUCUCUGUGCAAGUCUCAGAUUCAAUUUAAGGUUCCAACUACAUGGUAUCUGCAAUUGGGCGCCUGGGUUUUGUUUUUGUUUGAGGAUGCUCGCAUGCGGACGUUGGAUUCAUUAGAUUCGAACGAGGAAAUCGUGAGGUUUAGAAACUGAAUUUGCGAGAAAUGGGGUCGAAGAAUUGCAUGAACGAGGUGUGCCGCGCAACGACGUCGUUGGAUUUGAAGAAAGGUUGGAGCUUGAAAUCCGGUGGAUUUGCUACGCUUUGUUACAAGUGCGGAUCUGCAUACGAGAACUCUGUUUUCUGUGAAACGUAUCAUUCAGACGAAUCUGGUUGGAGGGAAUGCAGAAUAUGUGGGAAGAUUGUUCACUGUGGAUGCAUUGCUUCAAGACAUCUAUUUGAAUACAUGGAAUUCGGCGGUGUUGCAUGCAUAAGUUGCGCUAAGCGUUUGGAAAUUCAGUCUCCGCAACCAGUACAGAUUCCUAAUGAUAUUUCAAGUGGCAGAUCUGCCAAUAAAACUUGUACUAGGGAGGCCCAGCCAAUAGUUGUUGAGCAUAGAGUUGAUGAUGAGAAAUUUAGCACACGGAAGCUUCUGCAGCUGACGAGGGCUAUAGGAGUCAAUAGUGUACCUACUGCAGUCGAACUUAAAAAAGAAGAAUCCGUGCUUAGAUCUACAGAAAGUAGUAAACGCAUACAGAAUCAUUCCCAAAAUUGUUCAUCAUCUGUUUUUGUCAAACCCGACUACAGUAGACCAAAACAAGGGGUCAAAGAUAUGUAUGAAUCUCUAGCUCAUCCAUCCCUGAAGUUCUCGUUGACUUCUCCUUUGGGUAGUUCAAACAGUGUGCUGCCUAUUCUUCCUGGUACACCUGUUCCGGGCGGGCCUGUUCCCGGUGGGAUAGUCGAAGGAAAUGAACCGACAAAAGGUUCUUUGCAACAUGGGCAAAGGGCACGUCAUAUUUCCCCAAAACCCCCCAAACCCAGCCCGGUAGCGGGAUUGGAGGUGAGUAAAGCAGCUGCUUCACAGACACGUGUUCCUAGGCCUCCUGCUGAUGGUCGGGGCCGCAAUCAGUUACUUCCUCGGUACUGGCCUAGGAUCACGGACCAAGAAUUGCAACAAUUAUCUGGAGAUUUAAAAUCCACUAUUGUACCAUUAUUUGAGAAGACUCUUAGUGCAAGUGAUGCUGGGCGAAUUGGUCGCCUGGUCCUUCCAAAAGCGUGUGCUGAAGCAUAUUUUCCUACGAUCAAUCAAUCUGAAGGUAUACCAAUAAGGAUUCAGGACAUAAAGGGCAAAGAGUGGACGUUUCAGUUCAGAUUUUGGCCUAAUAAUAAUAGCCGGAUGUAUGUUUUGGAGGGCGUAACCCCGUGCAUCCAAAAUAUGCAAUUACAAGCUGGUGACACAGUGAUAUUUAGUCGGAUAGAUCCGGGGAGCCAACUUGUCAUAGGCUGUCGGAAGGCAGCUAACAAUUCUGAUGUGCAGGAGCCACAACCACCAGCUGCCUUAAACUGCGAUUCUCCUGGAGAGGCGUCGUUUUCUGGGGUUAAUGAUACUCAGACUUCCAAUGGAGGCAGAGCAUCUGAUGAUUCACAACCGCCGCAUAUGACCAUAUCAGAGAAGAAGAAGGUUAGAAACAUUAAAAACAAGAGGCUUCACAUGCACAAUGAGGAUGCUACGGAACUGAGAGUCACUUGGGAAGAAGCUCAGGAGUUAUUUCGUCCAUCUCCGUCUUCCGAGCCAACUGUGGUCAUGGUUGAGGACUAUGAAUUUGAAGAAUUUGAGGAACCUCCGGUUUUUGGAAAGAGGACUAUUUUCAUUUCUCGACCUUCAGGUGAGCAGGAACAACUGGCUCAAUGUGACAGUUGUUCAAAAUGGCGAAGGUUGCCUAUCAAUGCACUUCUCUCUGCAAAGUGGACAUGUUCCGAUAAUAUCUGGGACACGAACAGGGCCUCGUGUUCUGCUCCAGAGGAUUUAAGCCCCAGAGAUCUCGAGUCCUCUAGCGUUAACAAAGGCACGGCAACAUCCUCGGCCAUUUCGUCUUCUGAAAAUAAGAAGCGAAGGAUUUCAGAAAGCACGGCAUCGAAGGAAGGGGAGCCGUCCGGCUUGGAUGCUCUGGCGAACGCUGCAGUUCUAGGCGACAACAUAGGUGACAUGGCAGAGUAUUCCGCUGGAGCCACCACAAAGCACCCACGCCACCGUCCGGGCUGCUCCUGCAUCGUCUGCAUCCAGCCGCCGAGCGGGAAAGGGAAGCACGAGCCCACGUGCAAGUGCAACGUCUGCCUGACCGUCAGGCGGCGCUUCAAGACGCUGAUGAUGCGCAAGAAGAAACGGCAGUCGGAGCGCGAAGCUGAGCUCGCGCAGGAGAAGGACAACAAGUCAUCCGCCAAACUCGAGCUCGAGAAGGAAGACAUCGCAGGGCUGGCGCUCCUCAACAUGAACAACCCGGAGAACGAGACGGGCAACAACGGGGCCCACGCGGAUCUGGAGGAGACGAGCAAGGGCGGAGGGUUGGACUUGAACUGCGAUCCUCACCGGGAAGACGAGAUUCUAGCGGAAGCUUCCUGUAUGAACCUGACCACAUUGAUGAACUCUACUGCAUUUCCUCUAGACGUGUACGCGGGGCAGAAUGGGGUUGUGCCGAGCUCGGGAUCUUGCUCGGCCGCUCGGGAAAACGCAGCUGACGGCGGAGGAGGCGAGGCGGAUCGUGAAGACGGGUGACGUCGUUUGUUUUUUGAGAUGAUAAAGAGGUUUUUAGAACCCUUAUACUUCCUUUAGAUGAUAGAAUCUGUCUUGUUAAACUAUGUAGAUAUAUACAUACAUUUAUAUCGUUUUGGUUUGUGUUGGUCUGCUCACAGUUGUUCCAUACAAGCUCCAUUUUGUGCGUGGACGGAGAAACAUGAAUGUUGCGUUUAUAUACUUUGAUCAAACUUCCCAAAUAGUAAUAAUGCAAGUCAAGAAUGGUUUUGUUAUA